This is a messenger RNA of Rotaria sp. Silwood2, 1581 nucleotides long. Lineage: Eukaryota; Metazoa; Rotifera; Eurotatoria; Philodinida; Philodinidae. The record is from the annotation of a GenBank genome assembly.
ACGCGUGCAAAAGCAUGAAAAAUCUAACGCGUUUACACGAGUUUUCGGAAUAUAACGAAAGUUCAUGAAAUUUUCUUCGUGAAAUUUCGUUAAUUUGUCUUUUAACGCUUUUUUUUGUGUUAAUUUCAAGAAUCAUUUCGUUAAAUACCUUUUUAUUUUUACAUGGGGACUGAUUCAACAAAUGACAUUACAUUAGGACAAAACGAAAUUACUUAAUUUCAAACUACAUAUACACCCGAUAAUGCUAUUCAUUGGUAUACACAUAGUUCAUUUUUCUACCAUGUAUUAAACAAAGCUUGUCGAAUGCUUAAUAAUGGUAUAUUAGUGCAAUUUCAUUCAAUUAUCAAUGACAUUGAUACUCAAUUGAAACAAUUGCAUUUAAAAUAGAUAAAAGAUGUUACACUUGUACUACCUUUGAUUGUUUAUCGUGGACAAGCACAAUGGGAUGCAACUGAGUUAGAAAAACUUCAUACGAAUAUUGGUGGUCUUAUAUCGAUGAAUAUAUUUUUAUCGACAACAGUUGAUUAUGAUGUAGCCACUAUUUAUGCUGCUGGUGAUAAUAGACAUACAUUUGUACUAUUUAAAAUCACAGUAAACAAAAUAGAUACAAUAAAUGACAAACAAUGUCAAACAUUUGCCGAUAUUAGUCAAUAUAGUGCAAUAACAGAUGAAAAAGAAAUUCUUUUUAGUAUGUCCACUGUUUUCAAAGUGAUAUCGAUCAAAGCCGAGAAGUUAUUUUGGGUUAUUGAUUUGGAAUUAACCAGUUACAAAGAAGAUAAAAAUGUCCAAAAAUUGAUAAGCGAAGCUGAUUUAACACAAUUAUUUGUUAUUAAAGUUUAUAAGAAAGAAGGUCUAAUAAAAGAACUUAUCAAUAAAGAUUCUAAUUUACAAGUACUUGCUGUACAGACUAACACUAAUGCUACUUAUUCGAUCAAUGCAUCAUCAUCAUCUAUUUGUCUUCUAUUCGAUUUACUCAAUAGUUUUCUCUAUCAUCCAGACAAGAAAAAACAACAAGAACAAAUCAUAUUUGACAAUGAAAAUACAAUGUCUUUGCUUUGUUUUGGCGCAUACUUAUUAUUGACUGGUGAUCAUAAUAAAAGUAUUCAAUAUUUUCAGAUGAUCUCAAACAAUAAUUUAAUGAAUGAAAAAUUAAUACUAUUGGCAGAUAUCAUAUCGAAACUCAUUCGUAAUAUAACAAACGAACAAGAAUCAACAUUGAAAUCAUUUGAUACUGCAUUACAACCAUUUCAAUCACUUCAAGAAAAUAUAAUGCCACCAUGGCUUGCUGCUUCUAUUACUUCAUUUUCUAUGACAACAGUUGAUUAUGUUCAACAAAAAGAUCAACUACUCAAAAUAUUGACAUCAUCUAUGGUUAAAGAGCACUCUGACAAUAGUGCUCUUGAAAAAAUUCGUCUGAUUAAUUUAGGUCAUAUUUAUUCAGAAGAAUUAAAAUUUAUCGAUGCACUCAAUUGUUGGGAAGAAGCAUUAGAAUUAAAAUCAUAUAUACCAAACAGAAAUGGGGAAUAUUUUCGAUGGAAUAAUUUAUUUACAAAUGGCUUCAUCCUAUUUCAGAUUGAAUAA